UCUAUUAUUACUACCCCGGCUGAGCACGGGCUGCCAUUGUUUAACGCUCAAGUCUUUAAAGGACUUAAUUCCUAACAGGUACCGAUUUACCUCACCUGGUUGGAAAGUGACAUAUAUAGAUGAAUGUCUUCACGAAAGGACAGUGGUGAUGCGACAGGGAUUCGAAUCCCGGACCCUGCGGUUCGUAGUUCUGAGACAGCCCUGAACCCCAAUAUCUCUCCAAUACUGACAGAAUUUGUUUUAUGUCUUUCAAAAUCAGCUUGGACCUGUCCCGAUUCAAGAUGCUGUCCCGAUUCGUGGAUCUAUUUCAGAAGCAGUUGCUAUGGUUAUUUUCCCGAAAAGGUGACCUUUCACCAAGCCUUGUCGAACUGUCGUGACGUUAUCACCAUGGAAGGACAAGCAGACUUGAUGUCCAUACAUAGUCAGGAGGAAUUGGAAUUUAUCAUGAUUUUCCCUGGGGUAUCUUAUUACCUGUGGUUAGGACUCUAUCAACCGAAUGAAGGCUUGACUGAGCCGUUCAUAUGGACCGAUGGUUCACCCGUCAACUACACCUCCUGGGUUCCCGACUCACAACCUGAUUACUCCGACCCAGAUGAAAACUGCGUGCUUAUGCAUCCACACUUGGCCGAGAGAUGGCAAGAUUCCUCGUGUGAAGAAGCCAUGCAUUAUGUCUGCAAGCUUGUUUUCAGUCUGUAAUAAUUUCAUAUCAUUUCAUUUAUUUAAAGCGAUUCUGAACAGAUGAACUUUCUGCCUAUAUAGCGUACAGUUUAUUGCACAGCGCCAUCUCAUGGUCAACUCUCCAACAGUGCGUUACCCAAAACCAUUUCCCACUUUGCCGACCAAGGACUUGAUGCGAGAACCAAUAGCACCACUAGAGAGGCAGCAAGUAACGGGACCACACUGCUACGGCUGACCUGAGAUGGUGCUGGAGAGGAUUGGCGGUAGUGCUUCUAGUUCAGUAUGGCUUUAAUUUCCACAUUUAAGUAAAUAUAUGCACACACAAAAUUAUAAUAAUGAUAAAAGAAUAUAUAAUGAGUAAUUAUUUUUUAAAUAGAUAGUGAAUGCAAUAACAUUCAUGCCUUUUAUUAGUAUCGAUAUAUUGUGUUUAUUGCUUGGUGUGCUUUAUGUUGUCUUUAGGUAUGAAUGCUUCUAAACAGUACGGGAUCAUGGACAUAAGUUUUAAACAAACUUUUUUGAUCCCGCCACUUUUAGCCUACAUUGUAUGUUUUUCAAGUCGUGUAAAUAUGUCCUUUUUAUCUUCUUUAUGAUUUGCAUGUAUUUGAUGUUUGUUUACUUUAUAUAUUUCUACUUUUUUAUAUAACUGAGUUUCUGUAUUUUUAAUGCAAAUGUGGAAAUAAAUUCAAUUCAAUUCGAUUCAAUUUCAUAAAAUGCAAAGGAGUA
This is a messenger RNA of Strongylocentrotus purpuratus (purple sea urchin), 1401 nucleotides long. Its product is annotated as alpha-N-acetylgalactosamine-specific lectin-like. Bases 124 to 696 code for a protein of 190 amino acids. The transcript has 2 exons. Lineage: Eukaryota; Metazoa; Echinodermata; Echinoidea; Camarodonta; Strongylocentrotidae. Gene Ontology annotation, molecular function: signaling receptor activity. The record is from RefSeq and is a predicted model, not a curated record.